Messenger RNA from Balaenoptera musculus (blue whale), 5092 nucleotides. It is a transcript of the gene SIDT1, whose product is annotated as SID1 transmembrane family member 1. The record is from RefSeq and is a predicted model, not a curated record. The transcript is spliced from 26 exons. Gene Ontology annotation, cellular component: membrane. Bases 512 to 3004 code for a protein of 830 amino acids. Lineage: Eukaryota; Metazoa; Chordata; Mammalia; Artiodactyla; Balaenopteridae.
CUAUUUCUUCGCUUGCAGCCACGUGCCUAUUUAUUUGAAACUGACUGAAUUUCCUCUCAAUGGCUGGUCAGGUUGAUUCUUCAAGACUAGUGGAUAUUUCUUUUUAAUGUCUCCAAUGCAAUUUUUUCUUUUUCUGUCUUUCUUUCUUUUUCUUUUUUUUUUUGAGGUUGACGGGGAAGAGAUGGUUGAAAUUCUGGCUGGGUAAGUGGGGGAUUCUCAGAAAUGAGAAAGGGGGAAGGAAACGGACUUAGAAGCCGGCAAGCAAAGCAGCAGCCCCCGGCCCCCUUAUCCUCCGCAACCCCUACCUCCGCCCCGUGACCUUCCGUGGAGACCCCAGGAGGCUGCAUCAAUAUUUGAUCAGCCUUUCGCCAGCGCGUUGCCAGCACUCGUCGGCAGGGCUUGCCAGGCAUCGCCUGCGCUGCGCUGCGCUGCAGCCGGCGCCGGGGCCCGCAAGGGGCUUUGGAAGGACCGGCUCUUCGCUCGCCCCCUCCCCUGGGGCGCGGCGCCCACCAUGCGGGGCUGCACGCUGCUCUGCGCGCUGCUCUGCGCGCUGCCCUGGCUUCUGCCGCCGGCAGCACCCGGGCUCCCCGCGCAACCCUUAGCGCGGCGCCGCGACCCCCGCGACCCCGCCAGGGGCGCUGAGUUCGAUCGCAUCUACAACGGGGUGGUGAGCCUCAGCACCGAGAACAUCUACUCCUUCAACUACACUAGCCAGCCCGGCCAGGUGAACGCCGUGCGGGUGUAUGUGAACAGCUCCUCCGAGAACCUCGACUACCCGGUCCUGGUCGUGGUUCGCCAGCAGAAAGAGGUGCUGUCCUGGCAGGUUCCUCUGCUCUUCCAAGGACUAUACCAGAGGAGCUACAACUACCAGGAAGUGAGCCGCACCUUAUGUCCCUCAGAAGCAACCAAUGAAACAGGGCCUCUGGAGCAACUGAUAUUUGUAGAUGUCGCAUCCAUGGCGCCCCUGGGUGCCCAGUACAGACUGCUGGUUACCAAGAUCAAGCACUUCCAGCUUCAGACAAAUGUUGCCUUUCACUUCACUGCCAGUCCCUCUCAACCCCAGUAUUUUCUAUACAAAUUUCCUGAAGAUGUGGACUCAGUUAUCAUUAAAGUUGUGUCUGAAAUGGCUUAUCCAUGCUCUGUUGUCUCAGUCCAGAAUAUCAUGUGCCCAGUGUAUGAUCUCGACCACAAUGUAGAAUUUAAUGGUGUCUAUCAGUCCAUGACCAAGAAAGCUGCCAUCACACUACAGAAGAAGGAUUUUCCAGGUGAGCAGUUCUAUGUGGUGUUUGUGAUAAAGCCUGAAGAUUAUGCCUGUGGAGGAUCUUUCUUCAUCCAGGAAAAGGAGAACCAGACCUGGAAUCUACAACGUGCAAAGAACCUUAAAGUGACCAUUGUUCCUUCCAUUAAAGGAUCUGUUUAUGUGAAAUCCAUUCUUCUCAGUUUCCUCAUCUUCUUCUCCUUCUACUUGGGAUGCCUGCUUGUUGCAUUUGUUCAUUAUAUCAGGUAUCAGAGAAAGUCCAUUGAUGGAAGCUUUGGUUCCAAUGACGGCUCUGGAAAUACGUCGGUGUCACAUCCCAUUGCUGCCAGCACCCCUGAAGAAAGCAAUUAUGGGGCAAUAGAUGAGUCAAGCUCCAGUCCUGGCAGGCAAAUGUCCUCCUCCAAUGGCAGACAGCCGUGCCAGUCAGACACGGACAGCUCCGUGGAGGAGAGUGACUUCGACACCAUGCCAGACAUUGAGAGCGAUAAGAACGUCAUCCGGACCAAGAUGUUCCUUUACCUGUCAGAUCUGUCCAGGAAGGACCGAAGAAUUGUCAGCAAAAAAUAUAACAUUUAUUUUUGGAACAUCGUUACCAUUGCUGUGUUUUAUGCGCUGCCUGUGAUCCAGCUGGUUAUCACCUACCAGACAAUAGUCAAUGUCACUGGUAACCAGGACAUCUGCUACUACAACUUCCUCUGUGCUCACCCCUGGGGUGUCCUGAGUGCCUUCAACAACAUUCUCAGUAACCUGGGCCACAUGCUCCUGGGCUGCCUCUUCCUGCUGAUAGUCUUGCGCCGGGACAUUCUCCAUCGAAGAGCCCUGGAAGCCAAGGACAUCUUUGCCAUGGAGUAUGGGAUCCCCAAACACUUCGGUCUCUUCUAUGCUAUGGGCAUCGCACUGAUGACGGAAGGGGUGCUCAGUGCUUGUUACCAUGUCUGCCCUAAUUACUCCAACUUCCAAUUCGACACCUCCUUCAUGUACAUAAUCGCCGGCCUCUGCAUGCUGAAGCUCUAUCAGACCCGCCACCCAGACAUCAACGCCAGUGCCUACGCUGCUUACAUCUCCUUCGCCCUGGUCAUCACGCUCACCGUCCUUGGAGUGGUGUUUGGGAAAAAUGACCUGUGGUUGUUCUGGGUCAUCUUCUCUGCAAUCCAUAUUCUGGCUUCUCUGGCCCUCAGCACCCAGAUCUACUACAUGGGUCGUUUCAAGAUAGAUGUGUCUGACACAGAUUUGGGGAUUUUCCGACGGGCCGCUAUGGUGUUCUACACGGACUGCAUCCAGCAGUGCAGCCGGCCUCUCUAUAUGGACAGAAUGGUAUUGCUCAUCAUGGGGAAUCUGGUUAACUGGUCCUUUGCCCUCUUUGGACUGGUCUAUCGACCCAGGGACUUUGCCUCCUACAUGCUGGGCAUCUUCAUCUGUAACCUGCUGCUCUACCUGGCCUUUUACAUCAUCAUGAAGCUUCGCAGCUCCGAGAAGAUCCUCCUGAUCCCGCUCUUCUGCAUCGUCGCCACCGCUGUGGUGUGGGCCGCCGCCCUGUAUUUUUUCUUCCAGAAUCUCAGCAGCUGGGAGGGAACACCAGCCGAAUCCCGAGAGAAGAAUCGAGAGUGUAUCCUGCUGGAUUUCUUUGAUGACCAUGACAUCUGGCACUUCCUCUCUGCUACUGCCCUGUUUUUCUCAUUCUUGGUUUUGUUAACCCUGGAUGAUGACCUGGAUGUGGUUCGGAGAGACCAGAUCCCUGUCUUUUAAGCCUCCAGCAUGGAGAGCGGGGAGAGGGAGCAACCAAUCUUGGUGCUGUUUCAUGAAAAAUACAGGGACUGCAGCAAAGUAACCACUGCCAAAUGCUCCACUCACCCUCUGUUGGGUUGGCUCUGUACACAUUCCCGCAGGGAGGAGAGGAGCUACAGGGGGACCCAAACCUGCAAGAAGGGAAGCAGAAGGGAAGCGGCAACUGUGGACAGAGUCAAGCCCUUCAGAGUCGAAAGACACCCAUCAUCCCCUUCUGUCACUACUCUGAGUUAGACAUGGACAAAAGCUGCAUCGAAGUUGACCUUGGGACUACUCCCACCCUCACCUGAGAUUCGCCAGCCAUGGGGGAACCAUGCUGCCCUCUGCCCUCCAGCUGCCUCCCUGCCCAGAAACUCCAGGGUGGCCCCCUGUGCACCUCUGUAACAUCUGCUGCUCUAGACAUCCCAAAACACCAGCCCACUUCUCCAAAGUCCUGUAAUGAUGUGAUUCCUUGGAGUCUGGUAGAGGGGUGGCCCCAAGGCCCUACCCAACUGGGAUAGAUGUUUUGUAGCACCAGCUCGUCACCUCCACCAAAGGAAUGCUGUACGCUUCCCCCAGGUUCCUGACCGCAUUAGGAGGACUCUGCAUCAGGCUGUGUCACCCGCUCCUGGCAGGUAACUGUCCCUGAGACCAAGGUGUGGGUGCUUCCCCGUUCCUUGGUGUCUUCAUCUCACCACUGUGUGUGGACCCCCUGACUCAGGCUCUACCUUCUUGGGAAGGCCACUUCUCCACAGACCAGCUCCGAGGUGGAAGGAGAAAUGGGAAAACUCUUCCAGCAGCAGGCGGAGCAAGAGGAAUGACCAACAGCACUAGGAGCCUGGUGACAUCAGCAUCAAGCACUCAGGCCUCACGUUAAGGACUUGGGCUCCUAGAGCAGAUUCAGCGAAGACAAUUCGGCCUCCAAGCUAAACAGCUCCAUUCUGUGCCUGCAUCACCCUUGGGGAAGAAAUAAGUGUUCUAAGCAGGGGCACUGCUCUCAGGCUCCUGUACAACCGGCCAAGCCCCUCCUCUGCUGCUUUACGCAGAUCAGGGGCUCUAGACUUUCUCCUGAGCUUCUCUGGAGGCCACUCUCAGGGUGAAGGCAUCUCACUCCUCCUCUCCAGUUGCAAAGAGCUCAGCCGGUUUGGGGGCAGGGGCGGUUGUCUCUCUGACACACCUGAUUCACAUUCACUCCCCAGGAUGGUGUUGAAAUGCUCAGUGUCCCACUUCACUCUCUCACUGUCCAGCAGCUCUGCCCCCAGGAAGUCCCAUUUUGACCAAACUCCUGUAUUACCUGCGAUAUGACGUCAUCAGAAAAUUUACAUGCAAAUGUGCACACACAGAUAUAUUUGCCUGCGAAAUUGAAGUCACCUUCUCACCUCUGCUUUCUUGAUCCUUCAUUAGAAGGAUCCUUCAUUAGAAGGAUCCUUCAUUCUUUUUAAAAUAUAUAUAUAUAAUUCUUUCUCUAAAAUAAUGUUCAAAAACACAUUUUGGAAGUCUGAAUGGCAAACUUUCCCUGAUUUUAAGAACACAAAGAUGCUUUCAAUGAAACAUUAUGAUUUUUUUUUCUAAAAUGCCCCCAAAUUCAUAAUUGGUCUUCUGUUGUUCUUUAUUCCUUAAAAAUUGUUGGCUUCCAUAGGCCAUAUGAAGACCACCUAUUAAAUGGUUGUAUUAACCUAACAUUUAAAACAAAUGUCGAACCUGUUUAACUUGGCUGAUUUGACCUAAUUCUUUUACUUUUAAUGCACUAAAAGUUUUCAAAUCCAAAAAAAAGCGGGGGUGUGGGCUGGUGCAGAAUGCGAACGACAAAGUCUGUUCAAGCAGCCCUGUGGCCUGAAGUGAAUAAACUGUAGGACACGUUACCUGUUCGGUAGCUUGUCUGGGAAGCAUGUCCGUGGAAAUGGGGAAGGGGCCCCAUAGAAAUGGAUGGAUUGUGCUGCUGUAUUCUUGACCGUUUUCUGACAAAGUCUGUCUUGUGCUACAAACUCACACAUUGUGGUCAGUUUUGUUCUCUGCAGCAGGACUAAAAACCCAGACCAAGCCUGCUCUUAUAAAUAUCAAUUCUAAAUG